This is a messenger RNA of Drosophila willistoni, 620 nucleotides long. RefSeq names its product cytochrome c oxidase assembly factor 6 homolog. The record is from RefSeq and is a predicted model, not a curated record. NCBI's taxonomy places the organism in Eukaryota, Metazoa, Arthropoda, Insecta, Diptera, Drosophilidae. Bases 109 to 387 code for a protein of 92 amino acids. Gene Ontology annotation, biological process: respiratory chain complex IV assembly. The transcript is spliced from 2 exons. Gene Ontology annotation, cellular component: mitochondrion; respiratory chain complex IV.
UAUGUUUAUCUGACAUUAGCACGGUCGCCCUGUAUCCAGGAUAUAUCAAGGCUGUGAGCUUUAAAGGAAAUAAGCUAAAAAAACACUGCCUGCCCAUCACCUGCCACAAUGAGUUUUCCGGACAAAUCCGAACGUGCAAAAUGCUGGACGGCACGGGAUGAUUAUUGGAAAUGUCUGGAUGAGAAUGCGCCCAAGCACAGUUCAACAAGUGGCGAAAAGGUUCCCAAUGCCUGUCAGAUCCUACGCAAGGCUUUCGUACAAUCCUGCCCGGGUCAGUGGGUGAAGCAUUUCGAUCGCAAGCGUACCUACGAGCAGUUUAAAGAGAAGAUGGCCAAGGGCUAUGAUCCGCUGGAGGAGCGCAAGGGUAGCGAAAAGCCCAGCAAAUGAGAUGAGGAGUGGACAGAAGGAAUGAUGUAAAUUGUUGUUACGCUGCUUAUAUUAGUUUUUUUUUUGUAAUUGUUAUAGUGUUAUAGUGGGAAAUAAAAGAAAACACGAAAGAAAUUCAAACAGUUAGCUUCAGUGUGUACACACCACGACAAAAAGAAAAAUUAGCCGGCUCCAGAAUGUGCUAAAAAUGCCCGAAAACGCGUUGCCUAACUGGCUGCUAAACGAUAAUUAAA